AGUGAGGACAUGGACAAGAAAAAUGCAACUUUGCUGACAGAAUUUAUUCUCACAGGACUUACCUAUCAACCUCAGUGGCAAAUCCCCCUGUUCCUGGGGUUCUUGUUGAUAUAUCUCCUGACUAUUUUUGGGAACCUGGGACUUAUUGCCCUCAUUUGGAGUGACUCUCACCUUCACAUCCCUAUGUACUUGUUCCUUGGGAGUUUAGCCUUUGUUGAUGCUUGGAUUUCAUCUACAGUGACUCCAAAGAUGCUGGUCAACUUGUUAGCCAAGAAUAAGAUGAUAUCUCUCUCUGAAUGUAUGAUACAAUUUCUUUCCUUUGCAUUUGGUGGAACUACUGAAUGUUUCCUGCUGGCAACAAUGGCUUAUGAUCGCUUUGUAGCCAUAUGCAAACCAUUGCUUUAUCCAGUGAUUAUGACAAAUAGACUGUGCAUUCGGCUAAUAGCCUUGUCAUUUGUAAGUGGUUUUGUUCAUGCUUUAAUUCAUGAAGGGUUUUUAUUCCGAUUGACCUUCUGUCAUUCCAACAUAUUACAUCACUUUUACUGUGACAUUAUUCCUUUAUUUAAGAUUUCCUGUACUGAUCCUUCUAUUAAUUUUCUAAUGGUUUUCAUUUUGUCUGGUUCAAUUCAAGUGUUCACCAUUGUGACAGUUCUUGUCUCUUAUACAUUUAUUCUCUCUACAGUCCUAAAAAAGAAGUCUGAAAAGAGCAUGAGGAAAGCCUUCUCCACCUGUGGAGCCCACCUCUUGUCUGUUUCUCUGUAUUUUGGCCCUCUUCUCUUCAUGUAUGUGUGCCCUGCAUCUCAACAAACAGAUGAUCAAGAUAUGAUGGACUCUUUAUUUUAUACAAUCAUAAUUCCUGUGUUAAAUCCCAUUAUCUACAGUCUGAGAAAUAAGAAAGUCAUAGCCUCACUGUCACAAAUAUUACAUAGAUACAUACACUAG
Messenger RNA from Lepus europaeus (European hare), 942 nucleotides. Its product is annotated as olfactory receptor 5H2-like. The transcript has a single exon. Gene Ontology annotation, cellular component: membrane. The record is from RefSeq and is a predicted model, not a curated record. Gene Ontology annotation, molecular function: odorant binding; G protein-coupled receptor activity; olfactory receptor activity. Gene Ontology annotation, biological process: sensory perception of smell; G protein-coupled receptor signaling pathway. NCBI's taxonomy places the organism in Eukaryota, Metazoa, Chordata, Mammalia, Lagomorpha, Leporidae. The coding region runs from base 10 to 942 and encodes 310 amino acids.